GGCUCAGUGAUAACUAGCAUUGCACCGGUGCGCUUUCGUAUGUUGCACUUGCACAGACAAUUACCGUAUACUCGCAAGGACAGUGUGGCGAACACGCCCAUAGUAGCGUUAAAAAACAGAAAACGUACAUUAGCUUAGCAACACAACUUUUCAAUACCAGCAUAUCUGUUGACGCGAGCCGGCGCGAUGAGCGCUCUCAAGCGUGUGGCCCUUCUGGGCGCUGCGGCUGCUGGCGGUGCGGCUGCCUUCUACUCGGUUGCUGACGUGGACACUCAGAUGCGCAUGGCGAGCGGGGUGAUGCCGCUGCUGCGGCUGCUGGAUGCGGAGACCAGCCACGUGCUGGCCAUCCAGGCCGCCGCACGUGGCUGGCUGCCCCGCGACACCCGACCCGACCCCCCCUCGCUGCACACCAAGGUCUUUGGGCUGAGCUUCUCCAACCCCAUCGGCCUGGCUGCCGGCUUCGACAAGAACGCGGAGGCGGUGGAGGCCAUGAUGGGGCUGGGCUUCGGGUUCGUGGAAGUGGGCUCCAUCACUCCCAAGCCGCAGCCCGGUAACCCCACGCCGCGCGUCUUCCGCAUCCCAGAGCUCAAAGCCGUCAUCAACCGCUACGGCUUCAACAGUCUGGGUGCGGACGCGGUGCAGGACCAGCUGCUGGCGUGGGAGCGGGCGGUGGAGAAGGAGCCGGGCAUCAAGAGAGGCCCGCUGGGAGUCAACUUUGGCAAGAACAAGAGCAGCAAGGACGCGGCGCAGGACUACUGCAUCGGCCUCACGCGGCUGGGCACGCACGCGGACUACCUGGUGGUGAACGUGUCCAGCCCCAACACGCCAGGUCUUCGCUCGCUGCAGGGCCGCAAGGAGCUGGAGGCGCUGGUGAAGCAGGUGAAGGGCACUCGCGACCGCAUGGUGUGGGGCCCCGGCGGCCCGCCCCCGCUGCUCAUCAAGGUUGCCCCCGACCUGAGUGAGCCCGACAAGCAGGACAUCGCAGCCGUGGCGCUGGCGUGCGGGGUGGACGGACUCAUCGUGUCAAACACAACCAUCCAGCGACCAGGUGUGGUUGCCGAGUUCGCGGCGGCGCAGGAGGCGGGCGGGCUGAGCGGUGCGCCGCUGUUCGAGAUGAGCACCGCCGUGCUGGCCGACAUGUACCGCCUGACGGGGGGGCGGCUGCCGCUGGUGGGCUGCGGUGGAGUGAGCAGCGGGGAGGACGCGUACCGCAAGAUCAGGGCGGGUGCCAGCCUGGUGCAGCUGUACACCGCAUUCGCGUACGAGGGGCCGGCGCUCAUCCCGCAGGUCAAGCGGGAGCUGGCGGAGUGCCUGGCUCGCGACGGCUUCAGCUCCGUGGCGGAGGCGGUGGGGGCGGACCUGCCGGAGGUGCGCG
Molecule: messenger RNA, 1375 nt
Organism: Astrephomene gubernaculifera
Lineage: Eukaryota; Viridiplantae; Chlorophyta; Chlorophyceae; Chlamydomonadales; Astrephomenaceae
Source: the annotation of a GenBank genome assembly